Protopolystoma xenopodis is the source of this 300-nucleotide messenger RNA. Lineage: Eukaryota; Metazoa; Platyhelminthes; Monogenea; Polystomatidea; Polystomatidae. The record is from the annotation of a GenBank genome assembly.
AUGGGUGCCUAUUCACAGCACCUUAAAAAAGGACACUUGAGGGCCAUCUACUCUUUUUCUGCUCUGUAUCAAUCAUUUUUGUCCUUUUACACUCGCAGACGUCUCCGUGAUGAGGAGGACGAUCUUUCCGAGGUGACCGCAGACGUAGUGCCAAAUGAGGUGCGUGACUGGUUGGCGUCCACUUUUACGCGGACAAUGGCAACUGCUCAACAUGAAGAGGCAAAGACACGAUUCCGAUCUGUUGCCAACGCGAUACGCGCAGGCAUUAUGGUUGAAAGGCAAGUGAAGUGUGAAAAGUAG